Molecule: messenger RNA, 3966 nt
Organism: Cladocopium goreaui
Lineage: Eukaryota; Dinophyceae; Suessiales; Symbiodiniaceae
Source: the annotation of a GenBank genome assembly
AUGUCAAUUGCCCUCGCCUUCGCGGUCACAGGCAAGGCUGACGACGUCCCUGAUCUGGCCGUGGAGGGACAGCCGCUGGGGGCCAAUGUGAAGCGGUUGGUUGAGGCCCUUGAGUACCUGGGAGCGCCGCUUCCGGAAGAGGUGACGGAGAAACUUUGGGAGGCCGCCGACACACGGGAUGCUGCGGCUUUGCAGGAAGCGUUGGACCCGCACGUCUUGUUUGUUGUUUCGAUCAACCCUGAACUGCGGGUGAAGGUUCAGAGGGGGGCGGCGAAGGCUGGUUUGCAGCAGGGUGGAUUUACGCCGUGUGUGGUGAAGGUGCUGAACCAGGGUACGGUGAGUAAUCGGAUGCGGAUCGUGAGCCCUCAGUCGGGGCCGGUUUAUUCGGGUGCAUCGUUAGGAAUUCUGGAGCGGCAGGCUCAAACAGAACUGAAUGAGGAUGAGAACCUAAGUGGCGAUCGCGACCGGUUCUUGCAGGUGGAGAUGUUCCAGAGCCCGCCGAUGACGCGGAACCUGAGCGGGCUGGAGGUUGAAUACGCGAUUGCGCUGAUCUAUUCGAGCGAGCGUGGUAAGCGGGAAGCGACUAUCGGCUUCGAUAUCGGCGCUGGUAAUCAAGACAUUGGUUUUCGUGGCGAGGUGCCGAUUUUGUUCGACGUGGCACCCGCGAUUCCGGUGAGGCUGUCGAUCUUGGAUGAUGAUGGUAGCCCGACAGCGGCCCGACUGGUGAUUCGCGAUGGGCAGGGGCACGUUUAUCCGCCGCAAGCGAAGCGGCUGGCGCCCGAUUUCUUUUUUCAACCGCAGAUUUACCGUCGCGAUGGGCAGGCCGUGUUGCUGCCGCCGGGGAAGUUCACGGUCGAAUACUCGCGGGGCCCGGAGUAUCACGUCGAUACGAAGACGCUCGUCGUCUCGAGCGAUGAGGCCGGGAAACUGGACCUGCGAUUGCGGAGGUGGAUCGACCCGGAAGAUUUCGGUUUUUUUUGCGGCGAUCAUCACAUUCACGCGGCUGGCUGCUCGCAUUACGACAACCCCACGCAGGGCGUGCAGCCGGAAGAUAUGUUCGUGCAGGUGCAGGGCGAGGGCCUGAAUGUUGGCUGCGUGCUGACGUGGGGGCCGUGCUACGACUAUCAGCGGCAGUUCUUCGCCCCGAAGGCGGCUUCGAUCAGCGAGCCGCGGACGUUGUUGAAGUAUGACCUGGAGAUUAGCGGAUUUGGUUCGCAGGCACUGGGGCAUGUGUGCCUGUUGAACUUGGCUGAUCAGACGUAUCCCGGGUCGGAAGAGACCAAGGAGAAGGGCUGGCCGACUUGGACGGUUCCCGUGUUGCGGUGGACGAAGGAGCAGGGGGGCUACACGGGCUAUCCGCACUCGGCGUUCGACUACGACCCACCGAUUGCGGCUCGGCAUUUAAUCGAGAAGCUCGAUUUGGAUGAGGAUGGGGUGCUGAACGCCGCAGAGGCGGAUCAUGAGCUACUGCCUGAGACGUUUGAAGUUAUUGAUGAAGACAGGAACGGGCGGCUGAGUGUUGAGGAGUUGACUGUCAGUACCGAUCGGGCGACGGACCGCUUGCCGAACGUGGCCUUGCCCGACAUGGGUGGUAGCGGGGCGCUGGAGAUUUGUGUGAGCACGGCCGAAGGGGUGUGCGAUUUCAUUAGUGCGAUGAACACGCCGCGCACUUCGGAGUGGAACAUUUGGUAUCACCUCCUGAACUGCGGCUUUCCCUUGAAGCUGAGUGGCGAGACGGACUUCCCUUGCAUGAGCAGCCGCCGGGUGGGGCAGGGACGGGUGUAUGUGCAGUUGGGAGAGGUUGACCGCCUGGAGUUUGCCCCGUGGUGUGAGGGGCUGGCCGAGGGACGGAGUUAUGUCAGCGAUGGGUUUGCCCACGCGGUUGAGUUCUCGGUGAACGAUGUCAUGCCCGGCACGAGGGAUGUGCAGCUUUCAGCUCCCAACAAAGUUAGAGUGCAAGCCGAAGUUGCGUUCGCCCCGGAGACGCCUGAGGGGGUGGCUUACGGGAACCAGCAACCGUUGGCCGGCUCGCGACUGGUUGGCGAUACGCGGAACCUGCAUGCCCCGCGAUCGGGGCGGCGAAUCGAAGGCGGUACUCGACUUGUGGAGAUCAUCAUGAACGGACAAGUCGUUGAUUCGAAAGAGAUCCCGGCCGACGGAAGACAGCACACCAUUGAUCUUGAAGUGCCCGUCGAUAAAAGCAGUUGGAUCGCCUUAAGACAGUUCCCACAGCUUCAUACGAACCCGGUGAAUGUGAUUGUAGAUGUGCAGCCGAUUAGGGCGUCCCGCGCUAGUGCGCUUUGGUGCGCUGAGGUUGUGCGGCUGCUGUGGGAGCGGCGUAAUGACCGCAUCGCCGAACAUGAACGCCCCGCGGCCAGGGCGUCGUACGAUCGGGCGAUUGAGACCUAUGAAGCGAUCGACUGGAGCAUGAAAUAUCAGUACGAGCCAUCUCUGCUAAGUAUCGUUCUCACUGUUGUGACAGCCGGAUGGAUACUGCAUGACAUAAGUCUUCAUUUCCUGCUCGAUCUUCUCAACCCACUUGUGCUGCUGGCCCUUGUUCUGGCGUUGAUUCCAAUUGUUGAGUACCUCUUUAUUCGGUUCCUCAACUCCCUGCACAACUCCGAAGAUUCGCAACAGGCACCACUGCUCAAGGGAGCCCAAUGGCGAUGGUGCGUGUUACCUGUCACAAGUGCGCUCGUACUUAUGGCAGUGCUGACAGGCUGGCCGAUGCAUCUUAGGUUUCUUGUUAGCAAGCCGGCUUUUGAACGAACCGUUGCGAAGCUGCGCCACGGUGAGGACAUCGGUGAUACGCCUACUUGGAUUGGUGCAUUCCCUGUCAGAAGUGUCAUGAAACAAGACGACGGAGUGGUUUACUUCACUACAGGCCGAGCCAUUACGGUUUCGCGUCGGGAUUUCUUGCAGACGACGGCCGUGGCCACGGCGGCGACGUUGGGAGUGCCGGCGGUGGUUACGGCCAGCAAGACCGACUCGCAGGUCAUCCUGGGUGAGGGCGACUAUAAGUAUGAAGUCGUUCACGACUGGCCGCAGUUGCCUGACAAGUUCACCUGGCAGACGACGCACAAUGUGGCCGUGGACAAAAAUGGCCUGGUGUAUGUGAUUCAUGAAGGACGGGCCGAUCAGCCGGACCACCCGUCGAUCUUCGUGUUCGAUCCCGAGGGGAAGUACAUCCGCUCGUUCGGGAAUCAGUAUCAGGGCGGCGGGCACGGUAUCGAAGUUCGUGAAGAGGACGGCGAGGAGUUUCUUUACGUCUGCGCGUAUCAGCAGGUGAAGGCCAUCUCGAAGCUCGACCUGCGGGGAGAGAUUGUGUGGCACAAGCAUGCGCCCAUGGAGUCGGGCGUGUAUGCCGAAGGCGAGAACACCAAUCCGCAGAAGGUGUGGGGCCAGGAUCGGUUCCUGCCGACGAACUUCGCGUUUCUGCCCGAUGGCGAUUUCUUCCUGGCCGACGGAUACGGUUCUUUCUACAUCCACCGCUACGACAAAGACGGGAACUGGAAGAGCAAGUUCGGCGGGCCCGGCGACGGGAAAGGGACGUUUGCUACGCCGCAUGGGAUUUGGAUCGACAGCCGCCCGGGGAGGGAACCGGCAGUUGCGAUUUGCGACCGAGCCCAUCACACGUUGCAGUACCUGACGCUCGACGGCGAGUACAUCGAGACGCUGGAAGGCUACGGGCUACCGGCGAACAUCGACACCUAUGAAAACCUGAUGCUGGUGCCUGAGCUGCAUGCCCGGGUGACCAUUCUCGAUGAGAAGAACGAAGUGCUGGCACGCUUGGGUGCCGACGUGGAACGCAUUACUACUGAAAAGGGCAUUCGCAACGACGAGUCGCAGUGGGUCGAUGGGAAGUUCGUGCAUCCGCACGAUGCCUGCUUUGAUAACGAAGGGAAUAUCUUUGUGGCCGAGUGGGUGGCUACGGGGCGGGUGUCGAAGUUGAAGCGGCUGGGGUGA